AAGGAAGGGUCCGGUAAUGUAGUUGCAAUGGUUGGAGAUGGAAUAAAUGAUUCCCCUGCGUUAGCCGCAGCUGAUGUAGGAAUUGCACUUUGUUCAGGAACGGAUAUCGCGAUCGAGGCUGCGGAUAUGGUUCUUAUGAGGUUAGAUCUUUUAGAUGUUGUGGCCGCAAUAGAUUUAUCGCGUACAAUUUUCCGUAGAAUUCGAAUGAACUUCGUGUGGGCUUCUCUGUAUAAUGUCCUUGGAAUUCCUAUUGCUAUGGGUAUCUUUGUUCCGUGGGGAUUAUAUUUACAUCCAAUGAUGGCAGGGGCUGCUAUGGUUUUUUCGAGUGUUAGUGUUGUAUGUUCUAGUUUGAUGCUCAGAUGGUGGACUAAACCUAUAUGG
Messenger RNA from Dentiscutata erythropus, 381 nucleotides. The record is from the annotation of a GenBank genome assembly. NCBI's taxonomy places the organism in Eukaryota, Fungi, Glomeromycota, Glomeromycetes, Diversisporales, Gigasporaceae.